This is a messenger RNA of Hyalella azteca, 5590 nucleotides long. Its product is annotated as cadherin-23. NCBI's taxonomy places the organism in Eukaryota, Metazoa, Arthropoda, Malacostraca, Amphipoda, Hyalellidae. The coding region runs from base 205 to 5583 and encodes 1792 amino acids. The record is from RefSeq and is a predicted model, not a curated record. Gene Ontology annotation, molecular function: calcium ion binding. Gene Ontology annotation, cellular component: plasma membrane. Gene Ontology annotation, biological process: homophilic cell-cell adhesion. The transcript has 33 exons.
AAGUGCAACAAUCUUCAAAGCAACUGCAACAAUCCACAAAGCAACUGCAACAAUCCUCAAAAGGAUCCCCAAUCUGCAUUUGAUUCCCCGUUGAAACGAACCUGUCGUGCGGUUGAACCGAAAUCCUGCGGUGUCGGUCAACUGAGGAAAGCAAACCGACCUCCGCUAAGAAAAUAUUGCUGGAUUUUUGUGCUCUUUUGGUCGAUGAUUUGCAGCGUCUCUGCCAACUCGCCGCCGAGGUUCGUGAUCGAAGAAGGCAAUGAAAUUGUCGUCAACCUGAGGGAGGGACCGAGCACUCCUGUGGGAUCCGUGAUCACGAAGUUGCAGGCGUCAGAUCCUGAUGGUGAUGAUCUGGUGUUCGGGUCGCAGGGCGAGGACGCUAAGGCGCUCCUGCACAUCGAGAAGACGGGACCAAACACCGCCACCGUCUCCCUCAAGACCCUCCUAGACCGCGAGCAACGUGGAGAGUACACGCUGGUGCUAACAGUAACGGACGGCAAGCUCGGCGACGACACGUACGUCACGCAGUCGCUGCUGUUGCUCGUAGAGGAUGUUAAUGAUAACGAGCCUGUCUUCCUGCCAUAUGAUUCAUCCAUACUCGUGGAGGAAAACUCGGCCCCCAGGGUGCUGGCCUCCCUCAGGGCCAUGGACAGCGACGAGGGUCCUUAUGGACAGGUGGUAUACGCGCUGUCGGGUGACCAGGGAGACGAGCGAGUGUUCAGUGUUAAUACUGUCGGCAGUAAAGCUGUGCUGAAGCUCACUGGAACACUCGACUACGAGACUAAAAAUAUCUACCAGCUUAAGUACCUAUAUGCCUGUGGCGUCCUGCAAGGUAACGUCACCAGGAUACCUGAGGACAUCCCUGUCAACGCCGGCGUCCUGCAAGUGAAGGCCGUGGACGGCGACAGGGGCGUGGACAACCGCAUCAGGUACAGCCUGCUGGACGGCGGCGACGGUUUCUUCGGCCUGGACGCGGACUCCGGCGUCCUGUACGUCGCCCAGCCGCUGGACAGGGAGCGGGACGGCGCUACUGGCGAGGCUUUCUUCAUACGCAUACGCGGUGUUAACGGGACGUUCCGGCUGGAGGUGGAGGGGGCGGGGGGCGUGUUCGACGUCACCCCCCACGAGGGCAUCAACCUCGCCUCGUUCCUCGUCAGGGUUCGCGACCCUGCCCUCCUCGACUACGAGCGUCUGCAGGUGGUGAACUUCACGCUUGUGGCUCGCGAGACCGUCCCCGACAGACCCAAGUCCUCCUCGUGUCUCGUGAGCGUCUACAUCAGGGACACCAAUGACAACGUCCCAAUCUUCGAGCGGGACAUGUAUGAGGCUGAGGAAGUGAGCAGUGUGGUGUCACCGGCACCCAGCAGCACGACUGAGGUCACCGUCGUGCUGACUGAUGUUAACGACCAGACGCCGCAGUUCCGAGCGUCACAUUACGUCGCCGAGGUCAGCGAGUCGUCGCAGUUCAACAUGCCCGUCAACUUCAUCGGCGACGCUAUACCUGAGGUCUACGACAACGAUCAGGUUUCACGGCUAUCCCUGGACGCUGUAACAGGAGCGUUACGUCUGAAGGAGGCCGCCGUGCUGGACAGGGAAGAAGUGAGCGACUUUUUCGUUACCGUGGAGGUGCGGGAUGACAAUGGACACGGUAACAGGAACACCGUGGGCGUUCACGUGAUCAUCGUGGACGUGAACGACAACGCGCCGGUGUUCAGCGAGCGCGGCUACGAGGCAAAAAUUGACGAAAACUCGCCGGACUUUUCAGUGCCGCUCGUAGUCGUGGCGCGCGACGCUGAUGCUAAUGGUACGGUGAACCACGAGGUUCGCUACAGCCUGGUGGGUGGCGACCCUCAGCAGAACUUCACUCUGGACGCCGUGAGGGGAGAGCUGCGACCCUCAGGUCCCCUCGACUACGAGAGGCUCAAACCUGAGGGAUCUCUUCGCUUCUUCAACCUCACCGUCAAGGCAACAGACCUGGGUACGCCGCCGCUGUCGAGCCUGUGUCAGGUCGUCGUGUACGUCGGCGACGUGAACGACCACAGCCCUGAGUUCGGCGAGGACGCUUACUACAUGGCGGUGCACGAGGACACUCCUGGUGGCACCACCGUCAUACAUGUUCACGCUCAUGACGGUGACGGCAGUGCGCUGUACAGCAAGGUUGUGUACAGACUCCAGCACGGCGCAGAGGACAAGUUUGUGAUAGACGCGGAGACCGGAGCGAUUCUGGUGGCCCGUGGGGCGGUUCUAGACCCCGACAGAACCCAGCCGCGCACCACUGAGUACCUGCUGGAGGUGGUGGCUCUCGAUGGCGGUAUCGGGGAAGCCCAGAGACAAACCGUUACUUUUGUGAACAUCUCCAUCGUCGACGUCAACAAUAAGCCUCCUGUUUUUAUUGAUCCCGGCACAGUACGGGUACGUGAGAGCGUCACGCCAGGCAACUUCAUCGCGAAGGUGGCGGCGUUUGAUGUCGACGACGACGCUGAACUGCGCUACGCCCUCGACACCGCUGGCUCUGAGGCGCGCAAUGAAGAGGGGGCCGUCGUCAAGCCGAGUGAAUACAACUAUGCGGAGGCUUUUGAUAUUGGUGAGACAGACGGCGUGAUUCGUCUGGUGCGAGCCCUGGACCGGGAAAAGGUAGAGACCAUCCGACUGUUGGUGCUAUGCGAAGAUCUCAAUACUCAACAAGGCUCGAGAUCCACUUCAACGACCUUAACGAUCAUCGUUGAGGACACAAACGAUAACGAUCCGCAGUUCCGACGUCCUCUGUAUGGCCGAUCUGUAGCUGAGAACGCUAAGGUCGGAAUGACGAUCCUGACGGUUGUGGCCGAUGAUGUCGACAAAAACAGGACCAUCAUCUACAGCCUGGAGGGAGGCCAGAACGUGACAGGUCUGGUGCACCUGGACCCAGAGACUGGGGAGGUGGUCGUUAAGAGUCGCAUCGACCGCGAGGCUUUCCAGUGGCUGAACUUCAGCGUCGUGGCCGCUGACUCCGGCGUACCUCAGCGCACUCAGCACGUCGAUGUCUUCCUACAGAUCGUGGACGAGAACGACAACGUGCCGUACUUCGUGAACCCCCCCAGCAGGGUGGUGGUGAGCGAGGACGCCCCCCCAGGCACUGUCAUCCUCGAGCUCCUUGCUGCCGACGCCGACGAAGGCGACUAUAGCAGGAUAACCUACCUGCUGGAUCCCAAGUCUUCACAGGGCAUGUUCAAGAUGGACCCCGACAACGGGCAGCUGUCUGUCGCUCAGCCUCUCGACCGCGAGAAGAUAAAGCAGUACAACCUCAUCGCUGAGGCCUGGGACAACUACAAGUAUGGGGGAGCUGCCGGUGACAGCAGGAAGGUUUUCACGCAUAUCAUAGUGGACAUCGCGGAUAUCAACGACGAGGUGCCAGUGUUUGAUCCGCGCUCGGGCUGUUCUACGGUGACGGAGUUCCACGCUGCCGGCGACGCGGUCGCUGUCGUACGCGCCUCUGACGCUGAUGAUCCUGAGGGAGGGAACGGCAAGAUACGCUUCAGUAUCACCGGUGGCAACGAUAAAGGUCUAUUCGACAUCGAAACAAUUGACAUGAAUUCAGCCCGCAUCAUAACCCGGGCUCCGUUGGUUGGUCUGUACGGCAAUUACACGAUCAUGGUCGCCGCUACAGACCUGGGUGAUCCACCUAAUGAGAUGCUGCAGCCUGUGGAUGUUUGCGUAACGGAUUACAAUGACCAUCCACCAAGAUUCGUGUCACCGAACUCUAACCUCACCAUCAGAGUUCCUGAGAACGCCACAGUAGGGAGCUUGGUGAUCCAAGUGCGUGCGGUUGACGACGAUGUUGGUGCCAACGGCGCCGUGCGCUACCGCCUCCUGAAGGACUCGUCUGCCGUACACCGCACCUUCGGCGUCGACCAAAUGACGGGAGCCAUCACGCUGCUGCGCCCGCUGGACAGAGAGAUGCAGAAACUUUACGAGUUGCGUAUUGAGGCUCACGACCAAGGGCUACCCACACCCCUCAAAGGGGACCUCGAUCUCACGAUCUACGUACGCAACGUCAACGACAACAAACCACAAUUCCCUCAAGAUUUUGUCGUCGUCAACUUCACAGAGAAUACGUCGCCGGGGUCAGACAGCUUGCUGCUGCCGGACACGGUGGAUGUGGAUGACUUAGACUUGGAUGAACUGGACAACUCUGUUUGUUAUUAUAUCGUUGGGGGAGACUCGCUCAAAUCCUUCAGCCUGGAUAAGCUCACACAUGUUCUGCAGGCGGUAAAACCUCUGGACCGAGAGGAACUAGAACAACACGUACUGAUCGUACAGGCGAGUGAAGACUGCGUUAAAGAACCUCCUCAGGUCCCAGAAUUUGACGCUACGGACGACACGCUGCUGAAGGUGAUCGUCAACGUUAACGACGUCAACGACAACUCGCCUAAGUUCCUGAAAAAAGUGUUUACGGGCGGCAUAUCGACUGAGUCUGCUUUUGGCUUUGAAGUCCUCGAGUUGAUGGCUGAAGACCUUGACUAUGGUUCGAACGCAGCGCUGCGCUUCCAAAUGAUAGGGACAGUGCAGGCCACGGUGUCCGAAGGCUUAGACCACUUACGGCAACAGCCCUUCGUUGUAGACCCCAAGACUGGAAUUGUCAAACUUAAUUUCGACCCUCAGAGAGGCAUGAAGGGAUACUUUGAUUUUAAGGUUGGAGUAACAGAUGGGUCGGAGUGGCAGGACGAGGCGCGCGUCUUCGUGUACCUGCUACGGGAGGACCAGAGAGUCCGGUUCCUGCUCAGACUCGCUCCUGACGAGAUACGGUCUCGCAUCGAGUAUCUGCGCGAUUACCUGAGUAACGUAACGGGUGCGAUCGUCAACGUGGACGAGUACCGCGUUCAUGAGACCCAAGAUGGCGACGUGGACCAGACAAAAACUGAUCUUUAUUUGCACUUCGUCAACCCUGAGGACAACUCAGUGCUUGAGGUGCCUCAAGUUCUCUCCACCAUUGAUAAGAACGUCCACCGCCUCGAUCAUUUGUUCAAGGAGCUGAAUGUGCUGGACACGUCACAAGCCCACCUGGUGGGUGUGGCGGGAGUGGGUUUAUCCUCAGACGACAACCUGUUGAUGGUGUGGUUGGUGGGUGUGGUGGCGUUCCUUGCCCUCCUGCUGGUGGUGACGUUGUCGCUGUGCGUCGCGCAGAGGGCGCACUACGCUCGACAGCUCAAGGCAGCCACUGCCACUGCUUUCGGCUCGAACGAGUCUGUACUGAACCGCAACCCGACGGUGCCCAACACUAACCUUCACAGCGUCGAAGGCAGCAACCCGAUAUGGAUGAGCGGCGGCUUCGACAACGAGUGGUACAAGGAGGAAGAGUCCCUCAGGUACCAAGCUUUUACCCUCAUCACUACGACACGUACCGUAGCAACUUACAUCACACCUUCAAGAAGCUCACCAACCCGCUCAUGGAGAAGAAGCUUGAGACCACAGAACUUUGAUUUCUUUUCAUCGCAAGUCGUAGACCCUCAUCACUACGACACGUACCGAAGCAACUUACAUCACACCUUCAAAAAGCUCACCAACCCGCUCAUCGAGAAGAAGCUCGAGACCACAGAACUUUGAUUUCUUU